This is a messenger RNA of Hemisphaericaspora subhashii, 564 nucleotides long. RefSeq names its product signal peptidase complex subunit (gene SPC3). The transcript has a single exon. Gene Ontology annotation, cellular component: membrane; signal peptidase complex. Bases 1 to 564 code for a protein of 187 amino acids. Gene Ontology annotation, biological process: protein targeting to ER. The record is from RefSeq and is a predicted model, not a curated record. NCBI's taxonomy places the organism in Eukaryota, Fungi, Ascomycota, Pichiomycetes, Serinales, Debaryomycetaceae.
AUGUUCAAUUUGACAAAUAGAAUUCAAACAGUUGGAAACCAAGCAUUGACUUCUGCAAUUGUGAUAGUAGCAGCUGUUAUUGCUCUAACUUUAUUACAAUUGAAUCAUGAUGGAGUAUGGAAUAUUAAUACUACUUCAAUAACUAAUAUACAACCAAGUGCUUCAAUAAAAUAUUCAUUUCAAUAUGGUGCUGUCAAUAGAAAACCGAAAGAAAAUUCAAAAAUUCAAUUUGAUUUGGAUGCUGAUUUGACACCAUUAUUCAAUUGGAAUACAAAACAAGUAUUUGUUUAUUUGACAGCUGAAUAUCCUGGUAAGAGUGAAGGGUCUUCAAAUAAAGUAACUUAUUGGGACAAAAUCAUUAAAUCAAAGGAUGAUGCCAAACUCCAUUUGGUCAAUCAAAGAGGUAAGUAUUCAGUAUGGGAUGUAGAAAAAUCAUUUAGAGGAAGAAAUGCCACUGUUAGACUCGAAUGGAAUAUACAACCUCAUAUUGGUCCAUUGAUCUUUGGACUGACUGAAACUUCUGCUCAAUUUCAAUUCGAAGAGAUCAAUAAGAAAACUCAUUGA